CUUCUCCCAUUACUAUUAUCAACGUAUAGUUAGCCCUGUCGCUCACUCCUGCCCCAAUUCUCUCUCCUCAGUCUCUCCUCUCCUCGCCGCCAUUCUACAGCGCUUCCAUGGCCGGCGGCGAUAAAGCUCCGAACAGUAAGACAAGCCCUAGCGCUCUUCCGAAGGACGACGCAUACCUCGCCGCAGUCAUCCCCAAGCGAAUCGAUCAAUUCGAGACCAUUAAAGCUCAGCAAGCUCUAGAACGUCUCUCCCUCUCCGGCGAGCUCAUCAAAAUUACAUUGCCGGAUGGAAAUGUGAAGGAAGGCAAAAAAUGGAUUACAACUCCAUUCGACAUUGCAGCGCAGAUUUCGAAGGGUUUGGCUUCGAAUUCGUUGAUUUCAAAGGUCAACGGUGUUCUAUGGGAUAUGCAUAGGCCUCUUGAAGAGGACUGUGAUUUGAAGCUGUAUAACUUUGAUACUGACGAAGGCAGAGAUACUUUCUGGCAUUCCAGUGCUCACAUUCUCGGUCAGGCUCUAGAGACGGAGUAUGGAUGCAAGCUUUGCAUUGGACCGUGCACUACUCGCGGCGAGGGAUUCUUUUAUGAUGCAUUUUAUGGAGAAAUGAGCUUGAAUGAGGAUCACUUCAAACGGAUAGAAGCAGCGGCAGCAAAAGCUGUUGCGGAGAAACAACCAUUUGAGAGAAUUGAAGUGACAAGACAACAGGCUCUUGAGAUAUUUUCUGAUAAUCAAUUCAAGGUUGAAAUCAUCAAUGAUCUACCUGAAGACAAAACUAUAACAGUAUAUAGAUGUGGCCCUUUGGUCGAUCUUUGUCGUGGGCCCCAUAUACCUAAUACAUCCUUUGCCAAAGCGUUAAGUUGCUUGAAGGCUUCAUCUGCUUACUGGAGGGGGGACAAAAAUCGGGAAAGCUUACAAAGGGUCUAUGGAAUUUCUUAUCCGGAUUCAAAACGUUUAAAGGAAUAUCUUAGGCAGCUGGAGGAAGCUAAAAAAUACGAUCACAGAAUAUUGGGUGUAAAACAGGAGCUUUUCUUUUGUCACCCUCUCAGCCCAGGAAGCUGGUUUUUUCUUCCACUCGGUGCCCGCAUAUACAAUAAACUGAUGGAUUUUAUUCGAAGUGAGUAUAAGAAUAGGGGCUAUGAGGAGGUAAUUAGUCCAAAUAUGUACAAUAUGCAACUCUGGGAAACAUCUGGGCAUGCUGCAAACUACAGGGAGAACAUGUUUGUGUUAGAGAUUGAGAAACAAGAGUUUGGGCUUAAGCCAAUGAACUGCCCUGGUCAUUGUUUGAUGUUCGAUCAUAGAGUGCGCUCAUACAGAGAACUUCCUCUUCGCUUUGCUGAUUUUGGGGUACUGCACAGGAAUGAGGCUAGUGGUGCGCUGACGGGAUUGACUCGUGUUAGGAGAUUCCAGCAGGAUGAUGCUCAUAUCUUCUGCAGGGAAGGCCAAGUGAAAGAUGAAGUCAGGGCUGCACUAGAUUUUAUCAACUACGUGUAUGACAAAUUUGGGUUUACCUUCGAGCUAAAGCUGUCAACUAGACCAGAGAAUUACCUAGGAGAAAAAGAGACUUGGGAGAAGGCUGAGACUGCACUUACAGAAGCUUUGAAUGAGUUUGGUAAGCCAUGGCAGUUAAAUGAAGGAGAUGGUGCCUUUUACGGGCCAAAGAUAGAUAUCAGUGUCUCUGAUGCCUUAAAGAGGAAAUUCCAGUGUGCAACUUUGCAGUUGGACUUUCAACUCCCCUCGCGAUUUGAUCUGUCGUACUCAGCAGAAGAUGAAGCUAAAAGGGAGCGGCCUGUGAUUAUCCAUAGAGCAAUCCUUGGCUCUGUGGAACGUAUGUUUGCAAUUCUUUUGGAGCACUUUAAGGGUAAAUGGCCUUUUUGGCUUAGUCCACGUCAAGCAGUUGUAUGCACUGUAUCAGAAAAAUCUUCAGCUUAUGCUCACGAGGUGCGUGAUCAGAUCCACAAAGCUGGAUAUCAUGUUGAUGUAGAUACAAGUGAUAAAACCAUCAACAAGAAGGUAAGAGAAGCUCAGAUGUCACAAUACAACUAUAUACUGGUAGUUGGGGAGAAAGAUGCUGAAAAUCGAGUGGUGACUGUUAGGGUAAGAGAUAAGAACGAUCAUUCCCCAAUGUCCUUGGAGGAUCUGCUUGUCCACUUUGGUGAAGAAGUGAAAGCAUUCCACUAGCUUCUUGAAUAGCUCAAGUGCGAUUCUACAGCAGCAUUAUCAAAUAGUUGAUUUUGUUAGUUUUGCACGUAAUUUAGUCUUUUUGGACCGCUCUUGGACUGACAGUUACUGAUGCUUAUUUCUGAGAAUUCUCUCAAUAUUUUCGUUUCCAGAUUGAGUGAAAUGAUAAAUUUGGUUUGGUUCAUAUCUACAGCCAAAUUAGUGGGUAUCGACUCCAGCGAAUAGUCAAAAUUAGUUAUAAGAUCCUUCUUAUUGUACACCAGUUUUCCAAAGCCUCUUACUUCGUAUAUCACACACCUGCUCUGUAUUUUUAUUGCCCAAUCUUGAAGGUUCUAUGGAGGAGAAAAAAGUUGUAACUUGUAUGCUUUUUGACUGAAGAGUUGCUCAUCUAAUCUAUUUUUCUGUAUUUCCAAUCUUGAAGUUGCAACGUAGGAGAAAAAAGUUGUAAGUUGUAUUCUUUUUUAAUAAAGAAUUUCUCAUCUAA
Spinacia oleracea (spinach) is the source of this 2658-nucleotide messenger RNA. Its product is annotated as threonine--tRNA ligase, mitochondrial 1. Gene Ontology annotation, biological process: threonyl-tRNA aminoacylation; cell adhesion. NCBI's taxonomy places the organism in Eukaryota, Viridiplantae, Streptophyta, Magnoliopsida, Caryophyllales, Amaranthaceae. The record is from RefSeq and is a predicted model, not a curated record. The transcript is spliced from 20 exons. Gene Ontology annotation, cellular component: chloroplast; plasma membrane; mitochondrion. Gene Ontology annotation, molecular function: threonine-tRNA ligase activity; ATP binding. Bases 108 to 2174 code for a protein of 688 amino acids.